Agrilus planipennis (emerald ash borer) is the source of this 2432-nucleotide messenger RNA. Its product is annotated as TAF5-like RNA polymerase II p300/CBP-associated factor-associated factor 65 kDa subunit 5L. Gene Ontology annotation, molecular function: protein binding; RNA polymerase II general transcription initiation factor activity. The record is from RefSeq and is a predicted model, not a curated record. The transcript has 3 exons. The coding region runs from base 721 to 2370 and encodes 549 amino acids. Gene Ontology annotation, cellular component: transcription factor TFIID complex. NCBI's taxonomy places the organism in Eukaryota, Metazoa, Arthropoda, Insecta, Coleoptera, Buprestidae. Gene Ontology annotation, biological process: transcription initiation at RNA polymerase II promoter.
UUCCAAUUUAUUCAAUAAUACUUUAAGGUCCUGAAGGGAUUUAACGAGGUUGUCCAUUUCACCCUCUUGAUACGAGUGUGAUGACCAUCUUACACCCCUUUUCAUUGCUGUCAUGAGAACAGACAAUUCGCCCCUUACAAUAAAAAUUCCAUUGCCUGGCAAAACCAUUUUUUUUGUUUAAUUUUUAAAAAAUAUUAGUUUUUUAUUCCAUUGAAAAAUAUGAUAGCACAGAAACGUAUUUCCAAUACUCGUGUCACACUAAAUGUCAAACAUGUAUGUCAACAUUAUUGGUCAACAUCGUCAACAUUUUUCUUUGUUUUCUCUUUAUUGCAUUGUCAAAUGCUGAUCUAUGGUAUGCUUAUGCCAAAUGCAAAUGUUUAUCAAAUGUUUUUUGUGAUCUAUUAGUUGAUGUUUCUGAUCCAUAGAAAUAGAAAUAACGUUAUCUGUUUAUGGCUAUAUGGUAUAUGACCGUUAUAGAGUAUGGACAUUCCUGGACAUUUUUUGACAUUAUAGAUUUUUGACACUAUUUGAAAUGUGAGCGAUGAAUUAAAACAUUAUAAAUAAAAUUAAUUAAAAGUGCUAGGCUCACCUAACAACUUUUAUUUUUAUAAUAUACAUAUCAAAUUUCAUAUAUUUUAAAAAGUAGGUAUAAAUAGUGAACAUUUCGACAAAUUGUAGGGGUUGAGCUUAAAUUCAAGACGAAGUGCUUUGUGUUUCACUAUGGAUGACAGUAAAACAGAGACAAUAAAUAAACAAAGACGUUGCAAAAGUGAAAUCGUGAGACAGGCUGUUUUUGCUUAUCUGGAAAAAAGGAACUAUCCAAUUGAGAAUCACGAGAAGUUAACUUUACAAGAAUUUGAAUUGAAGAAAUUAGUACAGUGUGAAGUGAGUCGUCCUAAUUCUAUACUUUAUACGUGCUUUAACAGUGAUCCUGUUAUUGAUCAAACUUUUAUGAAAUUUGUGAACUGGUUAAAAGAGUUUCCUAAAAAUCAUGAAGAUAAUAGUGAUUUGAACUCACUAGUUGGUCCCAUUUUUUGUCAUUUAUAUUUUGAAAUUUUACGUGGAGGUCAUACUGAACGAGCAUCAAAUUUCUUCACAAAUCACUUGCACUUGAUUGAUAAGCAGAUCACUAAUCAAGUAGUUCUCGAAUUAAUCAAUGCAAUUGGCAGUAACUCUGGAGAAUUACAUCAUUUAAAGGAAACUUUUCAGUCACAUAAAAUUUCCGUAUCUUUAUCAAGAGAAUCUGUUAAUUUAUUAAAACAAUUUUUAUCUGAAUCUGCACAUAUAGUUUUAUUGCAAAUACUACAAAGUUAUAUACAUAUAACUGAAUUGGAAAAGCAAAAAACAGAUGUUGAAUUUGUAAAUGAUACAUUGACCAGUAAUCAUUAUAGAACAAAAGAAAAACAUCAAAAUACUAUUAGCAAUUUACAAAAAGCAAUUUCAGUAUUGAAAGAUGAUCAAAUGCCUAUAUAUGUAACACAUCUACAAAAUGUUAAAGAUGAUGUAACAUGUGGAUUAUUAAAAAGAGAAUUUGGUACUGCUCUCUUUUGUUAUAAUAAUAAAAUAGUUGUCAGAUCUUUGAUUACUUUGAAACAAUUACCUGGAACAACCAAUUUAGAAGAUGUUGUACUUUUAGGUCAUAACAAACAAAUAUAUGAACUUUCAUUUGUUAAUCAAUUAAAAUUUGUUUUGUCAGCAUCUGAAGAUAAGACAAUUCGUUUGUUUGAUUUAAAUGAUUACACCCAAAAAAAAGUAUAUAGAGGUCAUGAAUAUCCCGUCUAUUGUGUGGACUCUUGUUCAAAUGCAAAUUAUUUUAUAUCUGGCUCUUAUGAUCAUACAGCUAGACUUUGGGUGAUUGAUCGAAAAGAUUCAUUAAGAGUGUUUGCUGGCCAUACACAAGCAGUAACUUGUGUAGGUACACAUCCAAAUUGUGCAUAUUUUGCUACAGGAUCUGCAGACAAGAAUCUUCGUCUUUGGACGCUAGAAGACAAUAUGCCUGUAAGACUAUUUUUAGGUUCCAAAGGAACAAUUUAUUCUACGAUUUUCAACAAUAAUGGAGAAUAUUUGAUUAGUGCUAGUGACGAUAAAAAGGUCAGAGUGUGGGAUCUUGUAGCUGGCAAAGAAUUAUUAGAAUUAGACACUAACUGUGAUCUUGUUUCACACCUUUUAUUAUCUAACGAUGAUAAGAUAUUGAUAACUGGUACAAAUGAUGGUAUAAUAAAGUAUUGGAAUUUUGAAGAAAUUAUUAAAAAUGAAAAGAGUGAUAAUGUUAGAGAACCAAUAAGUCAAUUUUCUGUGAAUGCAAAUCUUGUGAAUGUUGAACACUGUUUUGAUACAUUUGGGUUUCUUACUUAUCAAAGUGUAAGCUAAUAGAGAUAUGUUGUUAAGAGACUAAAAAUACUUUCUAUGUAUUGACCUUAUAAGAAAUGUAC